Molecule: messenger RNA, 609 nt
Organism: Drosophila hydei
Lineage: Eukaryota; Metazoa; Arthropoda; Insecta; Diptera; Drosophilidae
Gene: Trs33
Product: trafficking protein particle complex subunit 6b
Exons: 2
Coding region: 96-557 (153 amino acids)
Biological process (GO): regulation of GTPase activity; endoplasmic reticulum to Golgi vesicle-mediated transport
Cellular component (GO): trans-Golgi network; cis-Golgi network; TRAPP complex
Source: RefSeq, a predicted model, not a curated record
CUGCAUGUGCAAUGAUUGCCGUUCACAAGCUAACGUCUUGGUCAGCUGUUAAGUUCUACUGAAAUUUAUAGAAAAUAUACACUGUUGUGUUAAUUAUGUCGGAGGAAAUUGUUUUUGAUUGCCUGCAUGCAGAAAUAGUCAAUUAUUGCCUAAAUAACAGCAAGGAUCAAAAUGAUCUGGCUACCUUAGAGUAUAUUGGCUUUACAACUGGCUAUCGUUUGAUCGAGCGUCUUACGCGUGACGUCGCGCGAUUCAAAGAUGAGCUGGAGACCAUGAAAUUUAUAUGCACCGAUUUUUGGAUAUUGAUUUACAAGAAACAAGUCGAUAACUUGCGCACCAACAACUACGGCAUGUAUGUGGUGCAGGAUAAGGCAUUCCGUUUUCUCACACGAAUCUCGCCUGGCUCCAAGCAGCUGGAGCAGGCGCCCAAAUUUGUGGCCUUCACUUGCGGUCUGGUGCGCGGAGCGCUAAGUAAUCUGGGUAUCAAUAGCACUGUCACAGCUGAGGUACAGACAAUACCUGCCUGCAGGUUUCACAUAGAGGUCAAUAGGGGUUAGACAUAUGCAUAUAUAUAACGCAAGAUUAAUACAAAUUAUUUUAAAUAUAUAA